AUGCUCAAACAACACAAAGAGCUUAGCAUGUUCGUGCGUCGCACCAUCGAAACCCAUGAGGAAGCUGGAAUCAGACCGAGCAAAACUUACCAAUCAUUUGUGGCAGCAGCUGGUAGCCACCGUGAACUAGGUUUUAUAGAAAAAGACGUAAGAAAUUACAUCACAAGAAAAGUACGAAAUAUUUCCAAAGAAGACGAUGCCAAAGAAUUUGGAAAGUACCUAGUUAGAAUGAAAGAAAAGAACCAAAAUUUCUUCUUUGAGCUCAACCUUGAAGGCGAUUACUGCAUUAAACAAGCAUUCUGGGCUGAUGCAAGAAGCAUGGCUACAUUUGAUUAUUUCAGAGACGUAGUUUCAUUUGACACCACCUAUAACACAAACAGGUACAAUUUGGUUUUAGAUUCUUUUGUUGGUGUGAAUCACCACGGCCAGUGGACACUUCUUGGAUGCGCGCUGAUGAAAAAUGAGGACAUCCAAUCAUUCAAAGGCUAUUUGAGUGUUGGUUACGUUGCAUGGGCGGGAAGGCACCAAAAGCAAGCAGAGAGAGAAUUCGAUGCUGCAGAUUUUCACACCGUGAUACCAUGUGCAACAAAAUCAGCAAUAAAGGCACAAUUUUAUCAUGUAUAUACCCAUGAGAAGUUCAAGGAUGUUCAAGCUCAAUUCAGAGGUGAACUGAACUGUAUCACAAGAUCAAUGCAUUCCACCCUAGGUUUCACAACAUAUGAAGUAAUAGAGCAGGUUUCCAACUCCACAUUCAAUAAGUUUGUCGUCACCUACGACGCAGUAUCACGAGAUGUAAAGUGCCAUUGCUUGUUGUUUGAGUCUAGGGGCAUAUUGUGCUGCCAUUCCCUAAGUGUCCUAAGCUUUAAGCGAGUGGAUAACGUGGCACCGAAAUACAUAUUGGAACAUUGGAGCAAGAACAUAAAGAGGAGGCAUACACACAUCAAGAGCAACCAAGAUGAACCUCUACUGGAGCCAAAAAGUAAGAGAUUUGACGAAUUGGUGUUUCGGUCACAUAAUAUAUGUGAAUUUACUUCUGAGUCUGAAAAGUUGACCAGAAUUUUGCACCGAGCAUUUGAUAAGGUCAUGGCGGAGAUGGAAGAAUAUCAAGGGAGAAGCAAAGGAAAAAGUUUGUUAACCCACGAAUAA
Arachis stenosperma is the source of this 1146-nucleotide messenger RNA. Its product is annotated as protein FAR1-RELATED SEQUENCE 4-like. The record is from RefSeq and is a predicted model, not a curated record. Gene Ontology annotation, molecular function: zinc ion binding. Bases 1 to 1146 code for a protein of 381 amino acids. Lineage: Eukaryota; Viridiplantae; Streptophyta; Magnoliopsida; Fabales; Fabaceae. The transcript has 3 exons.